GGACUUAGCAUAGGUUGGGCGUGGAAAAUGGGAAACACAAAAACUUUAGCUGCAGAGUCUCUCUCUGUUUUUCUUUUGCUUUGUUUCUAUGGCACACUAGUUUGUGCUCAGUACAUAAAGUAUAAUACUGGAGCUGGUAUUGUGCCAGGAAAAUUGAACAUUCACCUGGUUCCACAUUCCCACGAUGAUGUUGGUUGGCUCAAGACCGUGGAUCAGUACUAUGUUGGGUCAAACAAUAGUAUUCAGGGGGCAUGUGUUCAGAACGUAUUGGACUCGGUGGUUGUGUCUCUUCAGAAGGAUCCAAAUAGAAAGUUUGUGUUUGCUGAAAUGGGGUUUUUCCAUCGAUGGUGGGUAGAACAAAGUCCAGAAAUACAAGAGGGGGUGAGAAAGCUUGUGGAUGCAGGGCAGCUAGAGUUCAUAAAUGGUGGUUGGUGCAUGCACGAUGAAGCCACGUGCCACUACAUAGACAUGAUUGAUCAAACUACUUUGGGUCAUCGCUUCAUAAAGGAUCAGUUUAAUAAGACCCCUCGUGUUGGAUGGCAGAUUGAUCCAUUUGGACAUUCUGCAGUUCAGGCUUACUUGUUAGGGGCUGAGCUUGGGUUUGAUUCUGUGCAUUUCGCUAGGAUUGAUUAUCAGGACAGAGCUAAGCGUAAAGCUGAUAAGUCUCUUGAAGUUGUUUGGCGAGGGUCCAAAACAUUUGGUUCUUCAGCUCAGAUUUUUGCCAAUGCUUUUCCUGUUCACUACAGUGCUCCAAAUGGUUUUGAUUUUGAAGUCGAUAAUGACUUUGCUCCGUUACAGGAUGAUCCUCGUAUUUUUGACUACAACGUUGAACAGCGUGUCAAAGAUUUUAUUAAUGCCGCUACUGCCCAAGCAAAUGUGACGAGGACAAACCAUAUAAUGUGGACAAUGGGUGAUGAUUUCCGGUACCAAUAUGCAGAGUCUUGGUUCAAGCAAAUGGAUAAAUUAAUUCACUAUGUUAAUAAAGAUGGUAGAGUCAAUGUCUUGUAUUCUACUCCAUCUAUUUACACCAAUGCCAAAAAUGCUGCAAAUCAAACAUGGCCACUGAAAACAGAUGAUUAUUUCCCGUAUGCCGAUGCACCAAAUGCUUAUUGGACUGGUUUUUUCACCAGUCGCCCAGCCUUAAAGCGAUAUGUUAGGAUGCUAAGUGGAUACUAUUUGGCUGCACGUCAACUUGAAUUUUUGGCUGGAAAUAAAUCAACCAAAUACCAAACUUUUGACCUUGGAGAUGCUCUUGGAAUUGCACAACAUCAUGAUGCUGUCAGUGGCACUGCCAAGCAGCAUACAACCAAUGACUAUGCCAAAAGACUGGCCAUUGGAGCCUCUAAGACUGAAGCAGUUGUUAGUUCUUCUCUGGCCUGUCUUACAAGCAAGAAAUCAGGUGAUCGGUGUUCAGCACCUGCAUCAGCAUUUGCCCAGUGUCAAUUACUCAAUAUCAGUUACUGCCCUCUAACAGAAGACAGUAUUCCUCAAGCGAAGAGUUUGGUUGUAGUGGUCUAUAACCCACUUGGAUGGAAUCGUACAGAUAUUGUCAGAAUACCGGUUAAUGAUGCCAAUCUUGUUGUUAAAGAUUCAUCCGGCAAUAACCUUGAAGUACAGUAUGUGGAUGUGGACAAUGUUACAACAAAUUUAAGAAAAUUCUAUGUGAAGGCAUAUUUGGGGCUGUCUCCAACACAAGCCCCAAAGUACUGGCUUCUCUUUCAGGUGUCAGUACCUCCACUUGGAUGGAGUACGUACUUCAUUUCUAAAGCAACUGGAAAAGGAACUAGGAGAAAAAAUCUGUCACGCUUCAGUAGUAUGAAUGAGACCAUUACCAUAGGGCCAGGAAAUUUAAAGAUGUCCUUUUCUUCAACCACUGGCCAACUCAAACGGAUGUAUAAUUCCAGAACUGGAGUAGAUAUACCAAUUCAGCAAAGCUACCUCUGGUAUGGAUCUAGUAAUGGUGAUAGUGAUUCUCAGGCCUCUGGUGCAUAUAUAUUCCGGCCUGAUGGAUCCCCUCCACGCAUUGUUUCAAGAUCAGUGCCCACCACCGUAAUCCAUGGACCAAUAGUUGAUGAAGUUCAUCAGACAUUUAGCUCUUGGAUUUACCAGGUUACCAGGCUUUACAAAGGCAAAGAUCAUGCUGAAAUCGAAUUCACUAUUGGUCCAAUUCCUACUGAUGAUGGAGUUGGAAAAGAGGUGAUCACACAAAUGACAGCAAAUAUGGCCACAAACAAGGAGUUUUAUACUGAUUCUAAUGGAAGAGAUUUUCUGAAACGAGUUCGAGAUCAUAGGGAAGAUUGGCCCCUUCAAGUUACUCAACCAGUAGCAGGAAAUUAUUACCCACUUAAUCUUGGAGUUUAUACAAAGGAUAAGAUAUCCGAAUUCUCAGUCUUAGUUGAUCGUGCCACUGGUGGGUCCAGCAUCAAAGAUGGUGAGGUGGAAUUGAUGCUUCAUAGGCGUAUUCUCCAGGAUGAUAGUCGAGGAGUAGGAGAAGCACUUGAUGAAGAAGUUUGCGUGGACAAUAAUAAGACAUGUGAAGGGCUAACAGUCAGAGGAAAUUACUAUGUCAGCAUCCACAAGCUUGGAGCUGGUUCACGUUGGCGUCGCACAACUGGUCAGGAAAUCUACUCACCAAUGUUACUUGCUUUUACACACGAGAACGUGGAAAAUUGGAAGUCCUCUCAUUUGACCGAAGGAACUACCACGGAUCCAAAUUACAGCUUGCCUCCCAAUGUUGCUCUGAUAACUCUUGAGGAGUUGGAUGGUGGAAUUGUGCUUCUUCGUUUGGCACAUCUGUAUGAGCCAAGUGAAGAUGCUGAGUAUUCAACACUCACCAAAGUUGAACUGAAGAAGUUGUUUGCCAGUAAAACGAUAAAGGAGUUGAAGGAGGUAAGUUUAUCAGCUAACCAAGAGAAAUCAGAAAUGAAGAAGAUGAAAUGGAACGUUGAGGGGGACAAAGGGCAAGAACCUAAAGCAGUCAGGGGUCGCCCUGUCAGCAAUUCCGAUUUUGUUGUUGAGCUUGCUCCCAUGGAAAUUCGCACUUUCCUGUUGAAAUUUUAAAAUAAUACAUAUUGAUGAUUUGAAGAAAUAAACAUGUUUCUCUAUCAGUUGUUGUCUUCUAUUUCUUGUUGGAAAGGCCUCAAGGCUUAUUAAUCUGUGGACUCUACAUUUGAAUGCUGACUCCUAAGUUGGUUGCGCUGCAACUGUAUAUCCAAGGUCCAAACCCUUUUUACUCAUUAGGCUAGGGGUGUGUUGGAUUUGUAUAAAACCAAAUUAAAUUCAUUUUAAAUUCAAUAAUAUAGAUUGAACUUUAAAU
Molecule: messenger RNA, 3316 nt
Organism: Abrus precatorius (Indian licorice)
Lineage: Eukaryota; Viridiplantae; Streptophyta; Magnoliopsida; Fabales; Fabaceae
Product: alpha-mannosidase
Exons: 29
Coding region: 28-3060 (1010 amino acids)
Biological process (GO): mannose metabolic process
Molecular function (GO): alpha-mannosidase activity; carbohydrate binding
Source: RefSeq, a predicted model, not a curated record